Aureobasidium uvarum is the source of this 720-nucleotide messenger RNA. The record is from the annotation of a GenBank genome assembly. Lineage: Eukaryota; Fungi; Ascomycota; Dothideomycetes; Dothideales; Saccotheciaceae.
AUGCCCGACCAGUUCAACAAUGAUCCAGCCCCCAACUCUGUCUUUUCUGCUGGUGACGACAAGACCAGUUUCCUCGAGCAGUUGAAACUGAGGGCUGCAGAGGUGGCAAAGAGCUUUAGAUUGGACAUGUGGUUGGCGAGACAUACGCCGAGCUCGGUCUUGCCAAGGCUGAACAAGGUGUUGGCUGCUGUAAAGGACGAGUAUGCGGACGCGGUACAGGCAGGCGGUGGCGUGUACUGUGUGGGCGUCAGUGUGGGUGGUAGAUUUGCACUCUUACUGGCCAGCGAGUUGGGGGCCGAUGUGCUCGAGGGUCAAAAGGAGGUUAGCGAAGAAGCGGCCGGCAAGGUCGAGGAAGGCAUGAUCAGAAGAGGGCCAGCUGUCAAGGCUGCUGUCAUUCUCCAUGGUGCAACCAUUGAGCGCGAAGACUUUACUGGUGUCAAGAGUCCCAUUGGUCUUUUGACCGUGGACGAAGACCCUUUGUUCAGCGAUGAGGUGCGCGAGGCCGGCGUCAAGAGCUUGAAAGAGAAGGGUGUCGAAGUCCAGGAAUGGACCUAUCCUGGUGUACCCCAUGGUAAGUCGAGUUUGUCCCAAUCGAAGAAGUUGUCAGCUGACAAUCCAUCACAGNGCUUUGCUAUCGUUGGCGAGUAUCAAGACGAAGCCAUCAAGCAAGCACAGAAGCAAGCCUUUGAAGUGGUUCUCGAAUGGCUGAAGGUCCACUAA